GCUAACUACCUGAUUAUUAAUUUAAUUUAAGAAAAAGGAAAAAGGGGAUAUGCCCCAAACAUAAAUUUUCGAACGAAUUUCCAUUUUUCCAGUGUCGCCCACUUCGAUCUGCCACUGUUCUUUCUUUUUAUUAUUAUUAUUUUCUUGCAAACUUCUUCCCUUAAAUCGGUGGCAGCAGAUUUCCAUCUUGUCGAAACACCCAAAAGAGGAAAAGGAAAAUUGAGACAGAAAAUUAGACAAAAAUUGGGGGUUAAAUGUGAGCGAUGUCGAGACCUUGGCUACUCGUUUUUCUAGUGUUUUUAAUAGUGUUCACUUCACAGUUCGAAUGGAAGCAGCAAUUUGGCGAAGAAAUUGAGCCAACUCCCACCGUUUCUCUCAAAGACCAAUACGUUUCGAAACGCCAAGAAUCCGUCAAAGAAAAGAUCAUACUUUCUCAAGAAAGGAAUAUUCAGAAACUGAAUGAGCUAGUGAGAAGUCUUCGGGAACAGUUGCUACUGUGUAGGGCUGAAAAUGAGGUUAUCAAUGGCUCUGCAUUUGCUUUGACGGAACAUUUGACUGAGCUUGAGCAGCAGCCAAUGUUGGAUGACUAGUAUUGUUGGGUCACAUGCCAAAACAUCAAUACUGUUUGGUAUGUGCAAGUAGAUAAACCAUGAUUUCUUUCUUGCCCCUUUUUUUGUAGCUUCAUAAUGAUUAUUGUUUCAGUUGAUUUGCAAUGCAUGACAUGAAACUGUCUAUAUCUGAUUUGAUGGUUGAAGUUAAUGUUUGUUAUAAUCUUCUGCAAUAAAAUGUUCUAUCUC
This is a messenger RNA of Theobroma cacao (cacao), 797 nucleotides long. RefSeq lists its product as uncharacterized. Lineage: Eukaryota; Viridiplantae; Streptophyta; Magnoliopsida; Malvales; Malvaceae. The record is from RefSeq and is a predicted model, not a curated record.